Messenger RNA from Manihot esculenta (cassava), 1169 nucleotides. RefSeq lists its product as uncharacterized. Lineage: Eukaryota; Viridiplantae; Streptophyta; Magnoliopsida; Malpighiales; Euphorbiaceae. The record is from RefSeq and is a predicted model, not a curated record. The transcript has 3 exons. The coding region runs from base 45 to 743 and encodes 232 amino acids.
UAGGCGUUGCAUGUUGUGAGGUUUUUGAGGUUUGGACAGCGAAGAUGGGUUGUUGCAUAGCCAACUCUGUGUUCAAUUUCAGUGGGUGCAAGUGGAGAAGUCCUCAGAGCUUAUUUGGUUGGAAUAUCGGCAAGAGAAAUGCUGAUGAUAAACCAAACCCUAACUAUCAUCAGAUUGAUCUUCCCUUCUCACCUUCUCUUGUUAACAGCACUUUCUUGAACGGUAGAGAGCUCAAGUGCUGUUACAGAGCCACCAUAGAUGGAUUUAGUGCAACAGAGUUCCAUGAUUGCUGUGACUUCAAGGGACCAUGUGUGAUUAUAGGAUACACAAACAAGGCCUUAAAGUUUGGUGCAUUUAACCCAGAAGGCUAUAGAAGCACAGAUGAUUAUUAUGAUACUUUUGAUGCAUUUCUGUUCUACUGGGUAGACAAUGGAACAAUUGAGCCUAUUAUUUUACCUAAAGUUGGUGGAAGUGGUGCUGCCCUUUUUGAUUAUGCAAGAGGUGGACCUCAAUUUGGGGCUGAUGGGCUUCUUAUUGGGCCUCCAUUAGCUCCAGUAAUGGGCGGGUUUGCUGGGCCCGAUUCGAAUUCUGGAGUUGGUGAUUUGAGGCAAGCCAAGUCUAGAUUGGGAUUGUCAUAUGCUAAAAGAGCAGAUGGAAAGGAGUCUAUAUUUGGUGAUGACAGCAAGGCCACCCUUGAAGAAGUUCAAGUUUUUUGCAGUCCUCAAAUUGCAAGUUUAUACUAAUAAAGCUCCCAAGAAGAGAAAGGUAUUAUCCACAGAAAAUGAAGCAAGUAAACGCCAUAUUCACUGCCCUUCUCUUCUGUUGCCUGCUGGUUUUCACUUGUGCAUUAAGAAUUCAUUCAGCUUCUACAGUUGCUGCGAGAAAUCAAGCUCAACAAUCUCAUCAUCAGAAAUGGCAAAGAAUGAAUCAUGGAAGCUUUCGUGGACCUCAAAAGCACAUCGUCAACCCUUCCCUCAACCAUCCAUUUCAGGUUCCUGAGUUCCGUCUAUAGGUUUUCCUUCUUUUCAUUUCUUUUCAGUCAUCUCUAGUCUUGAUCUGGUUUUCUCUUUUUUUUUUUUUUUUUUUUAAAUUGCUGAAAAUAUAUCCUUGUUUUAUUUCUGGUACUAUAAAAAACUAUGGAAUAUGAAUUUACCAUUUGUUUUGGGUUA